Phytophthora megakarya is the source of this 1188-nucleotide messenger RNA. The record is from the annotation of a GenBank genome assembly. NCBI's taxonomy places the organism in Eukaryota, Oomycota, Peronosporomycetes, Peronosporales, Peronosporaceae.
AUGACUGAAUCCGUGAUCACUUCCACUGGAGGGAGUGUACAACGAUAUUUGGGGGAAUGCGUCGACUGUGAGACAGGCAAGGGAAGACCUCGGAUCCAGGGCGAGUCGCCUGGUAACCUUCACGCAACGUACCCAUUUCAGAUCAUUGCCAUGGAUCAUAUACCCUCGCUGCCUAGAUCCUUCAACGGCAAUACCGAACUGCUGAUUUUCGUGGAUCUAUUCUCAGGAUAUGUGAUCGCCAAAGCUAGUGCCUCUAGAUCCGCUCAAACAAUAGCCGAGACUUACGAAGAAUGUGUCUUCCGUCGAUUUGGUGCGAGCGAGGUGAUCCGACAUGAUCUGGAGCCAGGCUUUAUGUCUGAUUUCUUUAAGUCGUUCAACAGGAUCCUGGGGCAACACCAACAGGCCACUAUGGCAUAUAGACCUCAAGCCAAUGGAUCUGCGGAACGCAUGAUCUGGAUCAACGAUGAGUAUGCUGAACGACUCACCUUCGCGAUCAAUACCGCAAGGGAUCGGAUCCGAGGCGAAACACCUUUCUAUAUGAUACAUGCCUGGGAUCCUAGAUCCACUCUGGAAGCCGUGAUCCCGGUGGGGAGCACUCGCAAGCAUGAUCGAGAUCCAAGAAGGUGGCGGUAUCGGAUGCAGAAGUAUUAUCAGCAGGCCAGGGAACAAGUGAGCCAACGCUUACGAGAAGCGAUCGCGGAUCGGGCCGAUACACAGAGUGAUCUAGCACGACCGCAUCCUGUAGAGUCCGGAUCAAGGGUCUGGCUAUACCUAGAUCGCGUGCGUGAAGGUUAUGCAAAAAAGCUGGCACCCUUAUGGCAUGGCCCAUUCCGCGUUGCCGAUAAGAUCGGAGAGCAUGCUGUGAGGUUGGAGAUAGCAGGAUCCACAUACAGCAUUUUCCCGGUGGUGCAUGUAUCGAAGAUCAAACUGGUCAAGGUAUUCCCAGAUCGACCAGUAACUCGGCUGAACGGAUCAGAAGGUCGAGUGGACUUCGAUGAAGCUCUCCUACCUGAAGAUAGCUGGAUCCAAGAUCGGGAUCCGGAUGAAUACGAAGUGGAGCGAAUUUCUAACAUGAGAACUGGCAAGAGGACGAGAUAUGGCCGGAUCUACCGAGAAUUCCUGGUACAUUGGCGUGGAUAUGAAGAUCCGACGUGGUUAGACGAAGCAGAUCUCAACUGCGGUGCUCUU